Molecule: messenger RNA, 1659 nt
Organism: Spodoptera littoralis (African cotton leafworm)
Lineage: Eukaryota; Metazoa; Arthropoda; Insecta; Lepidoptera; Noctuidae
Source: the annotation of a GenBank genome assembly
AUGUCUGAUGAUGAUGAUGUUGUGUUGGUAAAGAAGUCUAAACAAGUGCAUUAUGGGUCUCUGGAGGAGCAGGAAAAGGCCAGACUGGCCGCCUUGGCUGCUGCAGCGAAGGAAGGGGCCGAGGACAUUGGCGGAAAGGAUUUGGGGGACAUACAAAUUUCAAGUGAAUACAUGGAGCUGGAAGAGGAGAUGUCUCGCGACAAGAAGGCUCUGCUGGAGGAGUUUGAACGGAGACGCAAGGCUCGACAGCUCAAUGUGUCCACUGAUGAUGACGAGGUGCGUCGCAGUCUCCGUCAGCUCGGUGAGCCGGUGUGUCUGUUCGGAGAGGGGCCGGCAGAGAGACGAGUGCGGCUGCGAGAUCUCCUCAGCUAUCUCGGAGAAGACGCGAUCCACAAGAAGCUAGAAGAGGAAGAGGCUCGCAUAGAAAGGGACAGAGGACGGGAGGGAACCUGGUACCAUGAGGGACCGCCGGAGCUCAGGGAGGCGAGGCUGUGGAUCGCUAGGUACUCGCUACCUAAAGCUAAACUUAGAUUGUGCCAAGCCCGCGAAGACUUGAAGUUAUCAGGCAGCGUCCGCGCUGCAGCUAAACAGGAGUCGCAGCGGAAGGCCGCCGCCGUCUCUAUAUACUGCAGCCAGAUAGGCGACACGCGGCCUAUAAGCUUUUGCAGAUUCAGCAGCGACAGUAAGAUGCUCAUCACAGCUAGCUGGUCAGGUCUAUCCAAAGUAUGGUCGGUCCCCGAGUGUACAGCGCUGCAAGUACUGAAGGGUCACAAGUGUAACGUCAGCGGGGCCGCCUUCCAUCCCACGGCCGCAAUGCCUGAUCAUUUUGAAAGAAAAUUAGCAGAAGAUAAAGAGAAGUUAGCAACAGAUGCCGAGACUCCGAUGGAGACUGAGACUCCGGUCCCAGAGUCUAUAGAGACUACAGUAGCUAUGCAGGAGACUGAGGGAGUCUCUGAAGCCUGCACAAUGGCGACCUGCGCGUACGAUGGUACCGUAUAUUUGUGGAAUUUUAAAAGUGAGUCUCCGCUAUGUUCCCUGGACGGCCACAGCCCCGCCCGCGUGGCCAGGCUGGAGUUCCACCCGUCCGGACGGUUCCUCGCCACCACUGUCUUCGACCACUCCUGGAGGUUAUGGGAUCUGGAGAGUGCGACGGAGGUAUUGCACCAGGAAGGUCACGCGAAGCCGGUGUACAGCAUCGCCUUCCAGGGAGACGGGUCACUCGCUGUUACUGGCGGUAUGGACGCCUUCGGUCGCGUGUGGGACCUGCGGACAGGUCGCUGCGUGAUGUUCCUGGAGGGCCACCUGGGGCCCGUCCUCGGCACCGACUGGGCCCCCGCCGGACACCAGCUCGCCACCGCCGCCGCAGACCAUCAGACAAAAAUCUGGGAUUUGAGGAGACGUUCAGCGUUAUAUACUAUACCUUCACACACGCAUCUGUUGAGUGAUGUCAGAUACCAGAAGAGCCACGGUCACUUCCUCCUGACAUCAUCAUACGACAAGACUGCCAAACUCUGGUCCAACCCUGCCUGGCAUCCACUGCGCACACUCUCCGGACAUGACAAUAAGGUGAUGAGCGCAGAUAUAUCAUACGACAACAAGUACAUAGCGACCAGCUCAUAUGACAGGACCUUCAAACUGUGGGCACCAGAUCUCGCGUAG